Messenger RNA from Cryptomeria japonica (Japanese cedar), 4228 nucleotides. RefSeq names its product cellulose synthase A catalytic subunit 3 [UDP-forming]. Gene Ontology annotation, molecular function: cellulose synthase (UDP-forming) activity. Bases 209 to 3523 code for a protein of 1104 amino acids. NCBI's taxonomy places the organism in Eukaryota, Viridiplantae, Streptophyta, Pinopsida, Cupressales, Cupressaceae. Gene Ontology annotation, biological process: plant-type primary cell wall biogenesis; cellulose biosynthetic process. Gene Ontology annotation, cellular component: plasma membrane; trans-Golgi network. The record is from RefSeq and is a predicted model, not a curated record. The transcript has 15 exons.
CAGAAGUCGCCAUUUUACUUCAUUUUAAGUAAAUGUAUUAGAAAUCAGUGAGUUGUACAUUGAAGUGCUGAGAGCUCCAGCACUUAAUGGAAUGCGUCUUUUGGCCUGGAUUUGUUCUCUCGACGAGGAAAUGAGAAAGAGCGAGGAAAAAGACUGAGGGGCUGUGUUACGUUGUAAGCUCUACAUUGUGCUUGGAUUAGAAGCUGCAAUGGACGCCGGCUCUGGGCUGUUUGCUGGUUCUCGUAAUGGAGAUGAUAUUGUGUUGAUGCGCGGCGAAGGCGAAGCUGGGGCUAAACCUAUGAAUCAUUUAAGCGGCCAAGUCUGCCAAAUUUGUGGGGAUGAUGUUGGGCUAACUGCUGAUGGGGAUCUGUUUUUAGCAUGCACCGAGUGUGCCUUCCCUGUGUGCAGGCCUUGCUAUGAUUAUGAGAGGAAGGAUGGAAAAAAAUCUUGUCCUCAGUGCAAAACGAGAUAUAAGAGACAUCCAGGAUGCCCCUGGGUGGAAGGUGAUGAAGAAGAAGAGGGUUCUGGGGACUUGGGGAAUGAGUAUCAUUACUUGCCACCAGGUGGCAGAAAUGAAAAACAAAAGAUUGCAGAGGCAAUGCUGCAUUGGCAAAUGAGUUAUGGUCGAGGGGAGGAUGUUGGUGCCCCAACAUCUACAAGGCAGGAGACUUCUCAAAAUCAUAUGGCUUUUCUCGCCAACGGUCAAGUGGUGUCUGGAGAAUAUCCAGCAUUAUCCCCCGACCAUCAUGCUGCUGGUGCACCCCCUUCCAGUGGUGGUGGCAGCAAGCGGGUUCAUCCACUUCCCUAUGCUGACCCUAACCAACCUGUUCAAGUUAGGAUUGUGGAUCAUUCCAGAGACUUUAGCGCCUAUGGGUUUGGAAAUGUUGCCUGGAAGGAGAGAGUAGACAGCUGGAAGACAAAACAAGAAAAAAAUCUGUUGCAAAUGACAAAUGGUGGAAUUGGAGACUAUGUUUCUGAAGGGAAAGGAGGAGACAUUGAUGGUGGUGAUGGUGAAACUGGAGAGGAUCUAAUAGAUGAUCAAGCUCGCCAACCUCUUUCAAGAAAGGUUUCCAUUCCUUCUUCCAAGAUUAAUCCAUAUAGGAUGGUGAUUGUACUUCGGCUUCUUGUCUUGUGUGUUUUCUUCCGAUAUCGCAUCACACAUCCUGUCACCAAUGCCUAUGCACUUUGGUUCAUUUCUGUCAUAUGUGAGAUUUGGUUUGCCAUAUCCUGGAUCCUGGAUCAAUUUCCCAAAUGGCUACCUAUCAACCGAGAAACUUAUCUUGACAGGCUUGCUUUGAGGUAUGAUCGAGAAGGUGAACCAUCUCAGUUGGCUGCAAUUGAUAUAUUUGUCAGUACAGUUGACCCUUUAAAGGAACCUCCACUCGUCACAGCCAACACUGUACUGUCAAUUCUCGCUGUGGAUUAUCCUGUUGAUAAGGUUUCUUGCUAUGUCUCGGAUGACGGAGCAUCUAUGUUGACUUUUGAAGCUCUUUCUGAAACCUCUGAAUUUGCAAGGAAAUGGGUGCCUUUCUGCAAAAAGUUCAUCAUUGAACCUAGGGCUCCAGAAUGGUACUUUUCACAAAAAAUGGACUAUUUGAAGGACAAAGUGCAGCCUUCCUUUGUAAAAGAGAGGAGAGCAAUGAAGAGAGAGUAUGAAGAAUUCAAGGUUCGAAUCAAUGGGUUAGUUGCCAAAGCACAGAAGGUUCCUGAAGAGGGGUGGGUUAUGCAAGAUGGUACUCCUUGGCCUGGCAACAAUACGAGGGACCAUCCUGGGAUGAUCCAGGUGUUUUUGGGACACAGUGGAGGGCUUGAUACUGAGGGCAAUGAACUGCCACGGCUAGUGUAUGUGUCUCGUGAAAAGAGGCCUGGAUUCCAACAUCACAAGAAAGCCGGUGCUAUGAAUUCAUUGGUUCGAGUUUCAGCUGUACUCACUAAUGGGUCUUACAUGUUGAAUCUGGAUUGUGAUCACUACAUAAAUAAUAGCAAAGCUUUGCGUGAGGCCAUGUGCUUUAUGAUGGAUCCUAAUCUUGGGAAAUCAGUUUGUUAUGUUCAGUUUCCCCAAAGAUUUGAUGGUAUUGAUCGGAAUGAUCGGUAUGCCAAUCACAACACAGUGUUUUUUGAUAUCAAUUUGAAAGGUUUGGAUGGGAUUCAGGGACCAGUAUAUGUGGGUACAGGAUGUGUUUUCAAUAGAACAGCACUAUAUGGCUAUGAACCACCUCUCAAGCAGAAAUCAAAGGCAUCAACAUGUCUUUCAGCAUGCUGUGGUGGAGCUAGGAAGAACAAGAAAGGGAAUAAAAAGCACGCAGAGAACAAAAAAGCAUCAAAGCAAACUGACUCCACUGUUCCAAUAUUCAAUCUCGAAGAUAUAGAAGAGGGUGUUGAAGGUGCUGGAUUCGAUGAUGAGAAAUCACUUCUUAUGUCUCAGAAGAGCUUAGAGAAAAGGUUUGGUCAAUCAGCAGUAUUUGUUGCAUCUACCUUGAUGGAACAUGGCGGUGUUCCACAGUCUGCAACUCCUGCUGAUUUAUUGAAAGAAGCUAUUCAUGUUAUCAGCUGUGGUUAUGAAGACAAAACGGAAUGGGGAAGUGAGAUUGGGUGGAUUUAUGGUUCAGUCACAGAAGAUAUUUUGACUGGUUUCAAAAUGCACGCACGAGGCUGGAGAUCUAUUUACUGCAUGCCUCCACGUCCUGCAUUCAAAGGCUCAGCUCCCAUAAAUCUUUCUGAUCGUUUGAAUCAAGUGCUUAGAUGGGCAUUGGGUUCUGUUGAAAUUCUUCUCAGCCGUCAUUGCCCAAUUUGGUAUGGCUACAGUGGAAGGCUGAAAUGGUUGGAGAGGCUUGCAUAUAUCAACACAACAAUUUAUCCCGUGACAUCUAUUCCAUUGCUUGUAUAUUGCACACUUCCAGCUGUUUGUCUUCUUACUGGAAAGUUCAUCAUCCCAGAGAUCAGUACGUUUGCAAGUAUCUUUUUCAUUUCACUCUUUCUAUCUAUUUUUGCAACUGGUAUUUUGGAAAUGCGAUGGAGUGGAGUUGGUAUAGAUGAAUGGUGGAGGAAUGAACAAUUCUGGGUGAUUGGAGGUGUGUCAUCUCAUUUAUUUGCAGUUGUCCAAGGGUUGCUGAAGGUCCUCGCUGGUAUUGACACAAACUUCACUGUCACAUCAAAGGCUUCAGAUGAAGAUGGUGAUUUCACAGAGCUGUAUAUGUUCAAGUGGACUACCCUUUUGAUACCUCCUACGACUUUGCUUGUUAUAAACCUUGUAGGAGUAGUUGCAGGUGUCUCAUAUGCUAUCAAUAGUGGGUAUGCAUCAUGGGGCCCACUGUUUGGAAAGCUCUUUUUUGCUUUUUGGGUGAUUGUCCACCUUUAUCCUUUCCUCAAAGGUCUGAUGGGAAGGCAGAACCGGACACCCACAAUCGUUGUUGUAUGGUCCAUUCUUCUUGCAUCUAUCUUCUCAUUGCUAUGGGUGCGGAUAGAUCCCUUCACUACCAGAGUGACAGGACCAAAUCCAGACAAAUGUGGCAUUAAUUGCUAAGUAUUCUUACUAUCUAUAUUAUUCUUGCACUGAGAAUUAUUGAUCCGGGCAUUUUUCCUCAUUCAACAUUCUAAAUGAUUUACUGGGAGAUCCAUUUGGACAUCUUUUGACAAUAAAUAGUAAAGAGUGAUGGGACAUUGGCGUGAUUUUGAAGAGUUCGACUGCCUUGACAUUGUUGUUUUUGGCAUUGGCAGUUAAUGCCCAGUUGUUAUUAGAUGCAGUUAUAUCAUCUGUCAAGAACAAUGCUCCUAUCAACCUAUCAUAGUGGUGAGAUGCCUUGUAAGUAUUGUUCCAUUGCUAUAUAUAGCUUAUUUAUCAGGACAAAGCCGGUGCUCUCAAGAACAAUGCUCCAAGGAUUAAGUUAUUUAAAUGAUGUUUCUACUGGGGUGAUGAUCGAAGUUUCUAUUGUUCUUAGUGAUUAAAAUCCUCUAUGUCAGGGUGUUUUGUCACCAAGCAUUGUUUGUCGCAGUUGUUGGGGCUGUUGAACUGUGGACAUGAAAGCUAAGAAUUUGUGCCCGACUAAAAGUCUGUCAGCUGUUUGUUUAUUGUUGGCUCUAGAUGAUUGAUCUGUCUUUGACAAUUGUCGGAUGUCGAGAUGGAUAUAUGUAUGCACUAUGCAGUAUACUCUUUAGGGUAGUGCCUGGCUUAGCCUGAACCAUUUAAAAUUUCUGGAAGAUUCUUUGUAAUAAUAAUCCUCUUCUAUUA